Molecule: messenger RNA, 1194 nt
Organism: Lichtheimia ornata
Lineage: Eukaryota; Fungi; Mucoromycota; Mucoromycetes; Mucorales; Lichtheimiaceae
Exons: 9
Coding region: 1-1194 (397 amino acids)
Biological process (GO): actin cortical patch localization; actin filament bundle assembly
Cellular component (GO): actin cortical patch
Molecular function (GO): actin filament binding; phosphatidylinositol binding
Source: RefSeq, a predicted model, not a curated record
AUGAAAAAAGUAAAGAACGCUGCUUCAAGCAUUAGCCUCAACUCGCCCAUUCCAACCAGCUUGGCAGGUGAAUGUAAAAAAGCAGCUCGCAUUCUCAACAGCUUUAUCGAUCCCGGUCAAAAGCUGGUGGAUAAGGUCAUUCCACCCACUAUCUUGGAUAACGCACAAGGCUUGGCAAUCUUUACAGUACUCAAGGCUGGUUUCUUGUUCACCGGUCGUGCAGGUAGUGGAUUAGUUGUUGCAAGGUUGCCUGAUAAGAGCUGGUCUGCCCCAUCUGCUAUUGCCACUGGAGGCGUGGGGGCUGGCGGACAGAUUGGUGCUGAAUUGACCGAUUUCGUACUCGUGCUGAAUACCAAGGAAGCUGUCAAGACAUUCAGCCAAUUUGGCAACAUUACGCUUGGUGGUAAUAUCUCUGUGGCUGCUGGUCCUAUGGGUCGUAAUGCAGAGGCAUCUGGAACGGCUAGCUUGAAACACAUUGCUGCUGUAUACUCUUACAGUAAAACCAAGGGUCUCUUUGCAGGUGUAUCUCUUGAAGGCUCUGUCAUCCUCACACGUAAUGAUGCCAAUGAAAAGCUUUAUGGUCAACGAGUUACUGCCAAGGAAUUAUUGAAUGGAUCGGUCGCCCCUCCACCCGAAGCAGACAUGUUGUAUCGUGCAUUGAAUGCAAAGUUCCAUACGCUUGGCAAUACGGGUGCUAUGUAUGCACGUAACAGUGCUGAAGGGUCACCACGUGCUUACAAUUUCAAGAGCUCCAAUAUCUCGGCUCCUGGCACUAUCAGACAACCACCUCCGCUAAGAAAUCCACCAUCCGCUCCAGCACCAACUUCCUCUUACAACAAUCAACCACCACCUCCUUACACAGCACCUCCUCCAUCAUCUGCCAAUAACAAUUAUUAUGGUCAAGAGAAAUCCCAUUAUCAACAACAACAACCUGCAUCUUAUGGUGCUCCUCCUCCUCCAGCUGCUACAUCCAGAGCAGCACCACCUCCACCACCUCCGCCAUUCCGAAAGCCACAACAACCAACAGCUCGUGCCUUGUAUGAUUUCACAGGUGAACAAGAAGGAGAUUUAAGUUUCCGUGAAGGUGAUGUUAUUACAAUUGUCGAGAAAAGUGAUAGUCAAGAUGAUUGGUGGACUGGAAGCGUAAACGGUCGACAAGGCAUCUUCCCUGCCAAUUAUGUGCAAUUACAAUAG